CCAAAACAACUCACUCAGCUUGUUAAAAAAAAACAACUCACUCCUAUAGUAGUACCAUGGAGUUUCCAGGUACCUGGUGCUGGUGCGGCGCUGUGGCUCUUGUUUCCAUCAUCAUCACUGUGUUAUCCACCAAGAGCAAGAACUCAAGGGCGAGGCAUCCAGCAGGAACUCAGCUUACUCCACCUCUAGUCAGUGGCACCGAUCUUCUCCAGCUAAUACCCACCCUCCUGAAGAAAGGCGGCCUGCCGGCGGUGUUCACUAGUCUAUACGUCAAGUAUGGCAGUGUGUUCAGGGUCAGCCUCUUUGGGUUCAAGAUGAUAUUCUUGGCCGAGCCAGAAGUCACGCCCCAUUUCUAUCAUGGUUUGGAUUCGGAGAUUAGCCACGGGGAUCUCUAUGAGUUCACCGUGCCCAUAUUUGGCCCGGCGAUCGGCUUAGGCAGGGACAUCGCUACUCGGAAUGAGCAGAAGCGCUUCCACUUUGAUGCACUCAAGCCUUCGAGAUUGGCCGGCGAUUUUGCUCCGAUGCUACAAGAAGUGGAGAGUUACUUUGCCAAAUGGGGAAAGGAAGGCAUAGUCGAUUUGAAGUUUGAGUUCGACCGGCUAGUCAUGUUGAUGGCUUGCCGAUGCUUCCUUGGAGAAGAGGUCCGGGAAAACAUGUUUGAUGAGAUCGAUGCGCUGUUCCGUGAACUCGCAAAGGGCAUGAAGUUGGCUAGUAUCUUGUUCCCAUAUCUCCCGACUCCACUAAACCGGAGCCGCGAUAGAGCGCGCAUCAGGCUAACUGAAAUACUAUCUGAUGUGGUGGAGACCCGCAAGAGGUCUGGCAAAGUCCGGGACGACACACUCCAGAGAUUCAUCGACUCCAGGUAUAAAGAUGGCAGCUCUACAACAGUAGAAGAGGUAGUGGGAAUGACCAUAAGCUUGCUAUUUGCUGGAAAACAUAACAGCUCUGUCGCUACUAUUUAUAGUGCAGCUUGUCUGCUCACUCACCCAACCUACUUGAAAGCCGUCAUUGAGGAGCAGGAACAAAUCGCCAAGAAAUACAAGGAUGGUAUAGACUUCAAUGCCGUCAUGGAGAUGGAGAUGCUUCAUAAUUGCAUGAAGGAGACGAUAAGGAUGCACCCUCCGUCACUAGCGCUAGUUCGUAAGGCGCAUCUGCCCUUCACGGUGCAAACAAAAGAGGGCAAACAGUACGAAAUCCCAAAAGACCACCCGGUAUCAACUCUUAUUCAUGUCAACAACUAUAUUCCUUAUAUCUAUAAGGAUCCUCACGUAUAUGACCCGUACCGGUUUGGCCCGGAAAGGAAAGAGGACAUAGCAGGUGGCAAGCUCUCUUUCAUGUCAUUUGGCGCCGGUCGCCACGUUUGCAUCGGCGAGGGAAACGCUUAUCUGCAGAUGAAACUGAUAUGGAGCCAUUUGCUAAGGAACUUUGAACUCGAAUUGAUCUCUCCUUUCCCCGAGACAGACUGGAGCAAUUUCGUGGGAAAGCCAAAAGGAAAUCUGUUUGUAAGAUACAAGAGAAUCGGCUCUGCCAAGUCAGUUUAAAUUAUUUGCUUGUGUGCAACCUAUAUGCAUGUAAUAUUUAUGUAAGAGCUGGCUCUGUCCAGUAAAUUUAAGUUUAUGUAAUGAAUAAUAAUUCUUGAGGAAUUUAAUAAUAA
Lolium rigidum is the source of this 1654-nucleotide messenger RNA. Its product is annotated as obtusifoliol 14-alpha demethylase-like. Bases 57 to 1541 code for a protein of 494 amino acids. Gene Ontology annotation, molecular function: monooxygenase activity; iron ion binding; oxidoreductase activity, acting on paired donors, with incorporation or reduction of molecular oxygen. The record is from RefSeq and is a predicted model, not a curated record. Gene Ontology annotation, biological process: sterol biosynthetic process. The transcript has 2 exons. Lineage: Eukaryota; Viridiplantae; Streptophyta; Magnoliopsida; Poales; Poaceae. Gene Ontology annotation, cellular component: endoplasmic reticulum.